AUGGCAGCGGGCGCAAGUACACGCCCUAGCCUCUUGCCGCCGCGCCCAUCAGCUAUUGCGGAGCUGCCAGAGGCUGCGCAACAAGAAGGUGAUCUUCAAUGGCCAGAAGAUCAAACAGAUGAAGAAAGCAGUGAGACUGACAGUGACGAUCCUAACUGGCACCUCACUGUUGUUUUCUCAGUGCAUGCCCCUCCUGCAGAAGGACAAGUCAAUCAGGUCAACCAGCACCUUGCUAGACGAAACAUCGCACGCAUUGCUGGCAUUGAUCACCAACAACUCCAAGCAGUCCAUCGAAUUCCACAUCCACCACGAGACCUGCAGGACAGAAGAGUUCAUGCCCAGCUAGCGCAGCAUUGUGAUGAUCUGCCAUCGACUUCUCGCUUGGCCUUUGUCCUCUUUGAUGUGGAGUUUCAUCCACAGGCGCCGUCAUGGGAGGUCGAGAGAGUGAGAAGCCCUGUGUAUGUCCCGACAGUCUUGUCGAGGCAUCAGAUGCUGCGUGUCAUGGACGUCUUUCUCUACGCCCAAUUUGUGCGCGAUACCUGUUUGGUCUGGCACAAUGGCAUCUUAGUACACCAAGAUCAAAGAAUCUACAGAAGACUUUAUCAUGGUGAUUAUGUGCGCAUUGCCCUGCCGCCGCCAUUGAUACCCAUGAGAAAUGUGCCAACGCGCUGUGUAGCAAGACUGCUUCAAAUGGGGGUUGAUCACCCAGAUCUCGAAGCAUUCUACUGGGUCUCAAAUGUUGAUGAUGACCUUGAACACAUGCCAAUGCACUACAGUGUGGUCUCUGACGUCGAAUCCUCUGAAGAAGGCGGCUCUGUUUCAUCCAUGAGCCUUUUGCAGACAUCAAUUCGACCCAAAAAUAGAGGUCUGACGAGCAUGUGGCACAACUGUGAAGAUUUUGAGGCACUUCGUCUUCAAUACUGUCAGCAGAGAGAAGCGCCGGAAUUGCCUCAUCCAGCAGUAAGGCCACUUCAAGAUUUGCCAUGGUUUGAACAACAACUUUUGCCGCUUUGGGACAUCAGAGCACAACUCGGUCCUGGAGGAAUGGAAAGAUCCACCACUGUCAUCACUUGGUACAAUGACCAUUUGCACCACCCACUUUGUGAUGACUCACGUGAAGUUCAAUUAUUUGACGAUGUGUUUGAGUGGAGAGGUCUUAUCCAGAGAACUUGGGCUGACCGCAUUGACCAAACAGAGGAGCUGCACUUCUUUGUUGUGCAUCCACCACCUUAUUGUGAUGAAUCGGCAGCGGCAGCACACAUUGUCCUGGUGCAAAGGCCCAACCCACACUUCAAAUCGUUGCAUGUUGCUGUGAUGGACGAUUUUGUUGCUCGGGGAUAUCCAAGGACUUGGGUUUUGAUGAUGCCCAAUGUCAUCACGCUUCAGCACUGCAUCGACAUCAUGGGCUACCAUGCGAUUUGUCUUCCGCAGACGCCAGGACUCCAUUGUAGCCUGUGGCAUGGUGAUGAUGAAGUCACAUUGGUGGGUGGCAUUGCUACCACACAUGGUAUGUCUCUGACGUUGAUUGUUCAGAGGAGCUACCUGGGCGGUGUCAACCCAUGGACUGAUGAGGAGCAACUCACAUUACUGCAAACUCGUCAGAUCAAGCGCACUUUGAGUUUGGAGCAACUUGUGCACGAGGAUCCAACUCCCAGCCUUGUGGCUGUGCGACUUCUUGCGGGUGUUGGUUAUCUUUCUCUACCACAAUUUGUUGAAGUACUGGCACCCUUCGAUCAGACCAGCAUUGAAGAUGAGCUAAGAUGCUGGGGACAUGAAUGCAAGCGCGCAGUUUUUCAACGACAACAAGUGGCGGUGUGUUAUCCAGCAGCGAUUUCAGCUGCCUCCAGACCAGCGAUUGCCUUGUAUCAGGCCAUUGAUCCUGCUGUCCACUCUGAUUUCAUAGUGGAUGACAAAAUUCUGGCGGAGGACGAGAUUGGCCAUAUGCGAUUUCUCUACCAACAGGGGUUUUGGCGAGCCUGCAUGGGUGCGACAUUUGAGGCAGAGAAUUUCCCUGUCCAGCUUCACACUUUCCACAAUUGUGAAGUAAACAUGCACGUGGAAGCAGCGACGCGUCAGCCUCUGCCUUGGCCUGCCAGGCUGCCGGCUCUGGAACACCCCAAGCCACUCUUUGAUUUUGAGAAGAUAUCAACAAUUUCUACUGACUGCAAAUUACAUUUGGACAUCACCUUGGAUGACCUGUCAGCAUUUUUCCAUUCAGCGAGUGACAUCCUGUGCCCAACAUUGGACGGAGUUGACCUUCCUCCACACAUCCAAGAGGCGCUUGAUUGUUGCCAGCCCCUUCAACAAGUGGAUCGAUUGCUGAUCUAUUGUGAUGGCAGUUCUCUUCCUGAACAGAGACGUGCUCCGCCACAACGUGCAGAAGAGCGAGGCAAAGGGGACACAUGGGCCUUUCUUGUCCUUGCUGAAGAAUAUAGCCAGGAAAGCGUGCCCAAACUCAACUUCAUUGGUUGGACAGCGCAGCCUGUCCUCUUUGAGGCUGGAGCCCCACAUCACAUAGGCUCCACUUCCAUCGGAAGUGAAACCAGUGAGAGGGAGGCAUUAUUCUGGUCGGCCUUGUGGCGGCUUGCGCAGAACCACAAUCUGCCAACUACGUUCUGUACCGACUCAGUUCUAGCAGAACGACAAGGAGCCGGCCUUCAUGGUGCAAGAGAUGUCUCGAAGUCCUACCGCAUGCUGAGGGCCAGUUUCCAAGCUUUGGAGACGACAUUGAGCUCGGAAUUCCUCUCAGCGACCCACGUCCGUGGACACAGCGGGGACCCAUGGAACGACCUUGUAGACAUUCUUGCGAAGCAAGAAAGGCAGAAAAGCUUUUAUUUGGCCAGGCAAAAGGUCGAUAUGAACCAUUUGUGCCCUAUUCUGCCCUUCUUUUGGUGGAUUCUUUCACAUGACCCAAGCUUGCCGAGCUUCCAUGGAACGUAUUUUGAUGUUGGCCCACCGAAUUUGCCAGUCGAACAGGUCCCUUUGACCUGUGAAGCAAAUGACACUCCUACAAUCCACAGCAUGCGAUUGAGUUUCGGUAGCUGCAAUGUAGCCUCCCUUUAUGGAGGUGACAAUGGUUGUGGAGGCAAAGUCCAACUGCUGCGGGAUCAGAUGAUUGCUUUCAACUUCAACUUCUUGGGGCUUCAGGAAACACGUUGCCCAGAAAUCUGCAGCACAGUUGACAAUGUUUACAGACUUGGCGGUGGAGCAGACAGGGGACAUUGGGGGGUCGAACUCUGGCUGAAUCUAGCUCAACCUAUUGGCUACGUUGGCGACUCACCUAUUUACUUGACCGCUCAAGAUGUCCAAGUUGUCCAUCGUACGCCACGACUGCUGAUUGUCAAAAUUGAUUGCCCAGCUUGGCAUGCUUGUCUGGUUGUCGGCCAUGCACCCCAAAGUGGACAGCCUGAAACUGACCGUGUCCAAUGGUGGCAAGAGCUGAUUGAAAGACUUCAACAGUUAGAUGAUGGAUCUCCCAUCUUCACCAUGCUGGAUGCAAAUGCGGCUCCUGGAGAAUCUGAUGGACGAAGUGUUGGCGGUACCACUUUCUGUACCACCAAGAGCACACCAUUGCUGCGACAGUUCCUGGAUUGCUUUGAUCAGAACCACAGGAUGACUCAGCAGGCAGUUACACAAUAUUUGGCCACCAUGCGUUGCUGGCGCCUGAAGCUUGGCAUCCGCCUUUCCACUUUGGCUGUCAGAAUGAAGCGCCAGCUCCAACACGCACGAAAGCUGGCCCUUGCCAAGUCACUGCAAGAGUUACCAGCAACAGCGUCGGCCAACAUGAUCUUGCAGACCGUCAAAGAGCACAUUGGCUCCACCAACUUGCGCCAUCUCAAGCGCAAAACGCUUCCCAUCCUUGAAGAUGAUGAUGGUGAGCUUUGCGUACUCCCGGCACAAGCUUUGGAUCGCUGGAUCAGAUUCUUUGGAGACAUGGAAGGCGGCCAACGCCUUGAUGCUUCUACUCAAUGGCAGAUCUGGCGUGACAACCUCGUUGCAUUUAGGCGCACUCACAUUGACCAGCAUAUCACAGAUCUACCAACGCUGACAGACCUGGAAAUGGCAUUUCGCAGAGUUCCUCGAAAGAAGGCCAGUGGAUUAGAUCAGCUGCCGUCAGAGCUUUGUGGUGCUUGUCCUUGUGAGCUUGCCAGACAAAACUAUGGUGCCCUUCUCAAACUCUGCCUACACGGGCAGGAAUCUUUGUGGCAUAAAGGUGGCAUCCUUUACCCUGCACACAAAGGAAAGGGGCCUCUCAGUGAUCCCAAAGCCUAUCGGAGCCUUCUUGUUAGCUCCCACGUGGGGAAAGCCCUGCAUCGGACUAUCCGACAGACGCAGGCAGGCCUCCUGGAAAGCUACAUGAUGAGAUCCCAACUUGGGGGCAAAAGACAUGUCCCGGUGACAUUGGGUCUGCAUGAGGCGAGAGCCUACCUGCGUGCCGCUGCAGCCAAAGGGCACUCUGCCAUUUUGUUGAUGGUUGAUUUGGUGGAAGCGUUCUACCGAGUGUUGCGUCCACUGGCGUUGGGAAGUGAUUACAGGGACGAUGACAUUGCAAGAAUCGCGCAGAAGUUGCGUCUCCCUGACGAUGUCUUGCACCAGCUGCAUGCACACCUGGCAGAUCCCUCCGCGCCUGGAGACUCAUUUGCGGAUGUGGUCUUUACGUUCCUCUUUACGAGAGUGUUGGAGAAUUUCCAUAGCAAACUCCAACAGCAUGAGCUCCAGGAAUACAUCCAGAUUGACCGCAGUUUUGAUCCCUUUGGACAUGGCGAUUCUGCUGAGAACUCCUGGGAAGUCUAUUCAGGCCCAGUCUGGAUGGAUGACCUCACGGUAGUCCUGAGUGCCGACCAUGCGGAUGCAGCCAUACAGAGAGCAGGAAUUGUGUCUUCCAUUCUGCUUGACACUCUUGCAGAGCAUGCCAUGACCCCCAACUUGCAGAAAGGCAAAACAGCCCUCCUUUUAGCUUUGAAAGGAAGAGGCUCCAGACGCAGAAAAACACAGUUCUUCGGCCCCAACAGCCCUGGCACCAUGACGGUCAUUGGGGAGCACAGCACAAACCAUCUCUCAGUUGUUGGAGAAUAUGUUCACCUCGGAGGUGUCCUCCAUCACUCUGGGGAUCAUCGGAAAGAGAUGAGGCGCAGAGUUGCGAUGGCGCAUCAGACUUUCAAUGCCCACAGGCGCCCCAUCUUUCAAAAUGCUGCGCUGCCCCUUGAUCGCAGAGUCCAAUUGUUCCAGACUUUAGUGCUUAGUCGACUCCUGUAUGGCAGCGAAUCCUGGCACCUGAAAGAUGUCAAGUCCAAAGGGUUUCUGCACACCUCCAUCAUCAAGCUCUACAAAAGAUUGCUGCGAUUGCCUCCAGAUGCUACCUGGACUGAUGAAGAUGUUUGCGUCGCUCUUCAAUUGCCGACGCCCACAGAGCUCCUCCGACGAGUGCGCUUGCGCUAUCUGGGGACACUUCAUCAGUGUGAAGACACGGUCUCAUGGAGGGUGCUGCACAACGACACGGCAUGGUGCGCAGUUAUUGUUGACGACCUACAGUGGUUUGGGAGGCAAAUCUGCACGUGCAUGUACCUCCCUGACCCGGCAACCAACUUGGAACCAUGGCGAUAUCUGUGGCGCUUUCAUCAGCCAUACUGGAAGGGUCUCAUACGCAGAGCUUUUCUUCAUGCAGCGCUUCAGCGACAAAACCAGCUCCUUGUGCGACAGAGUUUUGAUUUUUUUCUGAACACCAUGAAAGAAGAGCGAAUCACCUGCAGUCCGCUGCCGGAGCCACGAGACAUUCCAGCACAGUCAUGGCCAGGGUUCUAUGGAUGUUUUUGUUGUAAGAAAGCCUUCAGAAGUCGAGGAGGAGAAGGAGCGCAUAUGUUCCGUUGUCAUGGCCUCAUCUCCACGCUACGAUGGCUUUUUGAUACGACAGCUUGCCCAUCAUGCCUGAGAGAGUAUCAUACAUUUGGUCGUUUGAAAGCACAUUUGCAUGUGAAUUCUCAAUGUCGGCUGCGAUUGCAAAACAGGCCUAGCCUGCCUGCUCCGGCCGCCGGGCUUGGCUCCACUGAGAACUCUGCACUUGAGCAUAAACAUGAUGGUCUGGUACCUCCGCUACCAGGGUUAGGCCCUCAACUGCCUGAUGCUCGCAUGAGAGAGGUUGAACAAUUUGACCUCGAGUUGUAUGCGAAAGUGACAGAGCUCUUCUUGCAGCAUGGCCCUGAGGAACAUGCACAAGCGCUCACUGACUUCUUGAUGGAACAGCCCAUCUCAUGGACGUCAUGCUGCCACACCCUACGUGCAUUGCAGACCCAUGCGACAGAGGAAGACGCCAGGGCUUUUGGAUAUGACCACCUGCCGCCUUUUGUCUCCUUCCUUGCUGGUUUCAUUGACCCUCGGAAAUGGGAUUUUUUGCAGGUUCAGGCCCCACAGCCCUGUCAGCCAGAAAUUGAGGAGUUGGAACAG
Messenger RNA from Cladocopium goreaui, 6441 nucleotides. The record is from the annotation of a GenBank genome assembly. NCBI's taxonomy places the organism in Eukaryota, Dinophyceae, Suessiales, Symbiodiniaceae.